Messenger RNA from Arachis ipaensis, 3921 nucleotides. RefSeq names its product putative disease resistance protein RGA4. NCBI's taxonomy places the organism in Eukaryota, Viridiplantae, Streptophyta, Magnoliopsida, Fabales, Fabaceae. The record is from RefSeq and is a predicted model, not a curated record. Gene Ontology annotation, molecular function: protein binding; ADP binding.
AAUUAACAAUAUAUAAAGGAAAAGUCCAGGGGCUAGCAAUUUUAUCAAAUUCUGGCCAGCAUAUAACCAUCAAAGAAGAGUGAGCCAUUUGAUGAAAUCUCACACCAUUAAAAGCCUCAUUGAUAGCUAUUUGAUGGCUAUAAAUCCCAAAAGUUGCUGGUCCGCUAAUAUUCCUCAUAUAUAAAAUGAGACCAAGCUGGCCAAUGGUAUUGUUAUUAACAAGAACACCUUGACUGGGGAUGAGGGAAGUUCACUAAUUCAACCAUCAUUAGAGUUCUGGAUCUCGUGUCUUCUCUCUGUAUUCAGCCAGUUUUUUCUUGACGAGAACCAUUGGCAAGGCACAAUGGCUUCAUCUACAAACGUAGUUAGCAAUACCAUCACUAAAAUCACAGAGAGAUUUAACACCGUACGUGUUUCCUAUCAUGAAAUCAUGACCAUUAUUGAUAAUAUCAAACGCUAUCUCUCAACCAUCAAUGGUGUGACGGGUAAAUGCCAUGGUGAUGAUGCCUCUCUACACAUACAUAGACAUGAUUGGAUAACCGAUAUCAUGGAUGUGCUCACCAAUUUGUGGGAGUUGUUGACAAAUACUACUUCUCUGCAUCCAAAACAGGGUACCAUUGCUACAUCAUUUUUCUCCUGCUUCUUUAGCCGUACACCUCGUGGUCUAGUUCUCCAGCUCGAACAAAUCGAGAAGAGCCUAGAAUACCUUGCGGCUGAUUCUACCAAGCUUUCUCUGAAAGACAGAACCAAGUUAAGCAGAUCGGAGGCGAGGGGAAAUGAAACGAAGGUUCAAGGGAGAAGAGAGGAUAAGGAAGUUAUAAUAGGGUAGAUUUUGAUUUCCACGAAAGUGAACGGUAUUGUUUCCGUGGCUGCUAUUGUAGGGAUGCAGGGGAUGGGAAAGACAACACUCGCCAAGUUUGUUUGUGAUGAUGACAGGGUGAAAGAUAACUUCGUGGUGAUUUGGGUUGAUGCUGGUAUACAUGGUGAGUUCUAUGCUGAUUCCGUCAAGAAAAGUAUGAUUCAGGAACUGGACCCAGAAAAGGAGACUGUUGCAAUUGAUGAAAAUCUUGAUCUUGGAGCAGUGAUUCAUGGAAGAAGAUUCUUUCUUGUGAUGGAUGAUUUACGGAGCGAGAACCGUGAGGAAUGGGUGAAGUUGUAUGAGAUGCUAAAGAAGGGAGCUACUUCAUCUGGUGGUGCUGUUCUUGUAACUACUCGGAAUUCUCAUGUAGCCAAUGUUGUUGACCCAAAUGCUUGGAGACUAUUUAGGCUAAGGAAAGAAGACUCCUUGUCUCUAUUUGAGAAUCUUGCUGGAGGAAACUCGAGUGAAUCCAAAAUUAGAGGAGUUCAUCAAAAGUUGGAAAAGAAAUGCAAAGGAGUCCCUUUGGCAUUAGUAACAAUGGCGAGAUUGUUAAAGUCAAAACCAAUUGCUGAAUUAAAACAAGACCAUUUGGAGGAGGAGUUCAUGCAGGAGAUGAAGUCUAUAUACUUCAACGACCUCCCCUCGUUGCAUCAAAAGCAGUGCUUUGCUUAUCUGUCAUUAGUAUUCCCUACUCAAUUUGUUUCGGUUAAAGCGGAGACAUUAAUUCAGCUUUGGAUGGCAGAGGGAUUUCUAGGGCAUGUAAAUUUGAAUUCUCCUUCUCCUCAACAUUCACAGCCAGAAGAUUUGGGCCUUGACUGCAUACAAGAAUUUUCCCGUACCUCAUUUCUAGUUCUUCACGACUCCAAAAUCAUGACUUACAAGAUGGGUAACGAACUGAUCUGGGAGUUAUCAAGAUUUGUGGCUACCAAGGACCGAUUCUGCUUCUGCGUGGAUAAUCGCGUUGAAACCAUUAAGAACACAGUUAGUAGAGUGGCAUUAUCUCCUAGCUUAAACGUUACUUAUGGGAUUCCGAAAUUCCUCAUUAACAGCAACAAAACCUUGCAUACUCUUCUCUUCCCCAUGCCUUACUCAUACGAUUGGUCUUCAAGAAUUCCAUAUGAGGUGAAGUUAAGUUGGUCUGCAUGUCAUGAACUCUUUUGUGCAUUCAAGUGUCUGCGGGUACUGAACCUAACAGAUCUAGGAAUGAAGAAUUUACCAGAUUCAAUUGGAGAGUUAAAGAGCUUAAGGUACCUUGAUUUGUCCCACAACAACAUGAAGAAACUUCCCAAAUCCAUUGGUAAAUUGAAGCAUUUACAGACAUUGAUAUUGUCUCAUUGUCACCAGCUUCGAAAGCUGCCAAAUGAGUUUCAGCACCUGGUGAAUCUCAGGCAUCUUGUGAUGGACGAGUGUCUUCAGCUGGAACACGUGCCGUUAGCUUUGAAGAAGCUAACAAGCCUUCUUACAUUGUCGCAUUUCACAGUUAGCACACGAAACAACAAGAGCAAACAGAUUCUAGGUUUUCGGGAGCUUGUUAAUCUGAAAAACUUGAGCGGUGAACUGGAAAUUUCACACUUGGAGCAACUGAAACUCAAGAAAUCAGAACAGGGGCUUGCCUUUUUAAAAGAGAAACAACAUCUGAAGCACCUCACUCUGAAAUGGAAUCAUGAUGACAAUGACAAUCACAACAAUCAUGAUGAGAAUGAUGAAACAUCAUUGGGACAUCUUGAGCCACAUGUAAAUCUUCAAGGACUAGACAUUGUGGGUUAUAAAGGUGCAAAGUUUUCAGAUUGGCUUCUAUCGCUUGAGAAUCUUGUCACCUUCAGUUUGUACAACUGCUCUUGGUGUAAAUCUCUCCCUCCUUUAGAUAGUUUCCCUAAGCUGAAAUCUCUCCGGCUCGAAAGAUUGGAUUCUCUGGAAUACAUAAACGCUAGCCAGCACGAGCUGCGGUUGGAACUCCUACAAGAGCUGUCAAUAGCGGAUUGCCCCGAGCUCAAGAGUUGGUGGCAGGAGGGAACCGAAGACACCACUGCUAUCUUUCCCUCCAUAUCAAAUUUGAAGAUCCGAUAUUGUCCCAAAUUGGAAUGCAUGCCACUGUAUCCGAAUCUUGAUGGAAACCUUCUGUUGGAAGGCUCCAGCAUGAAACCACUGAUGCAUACCAUAGAUUACAGCAGUAGCAAUAUGUCAUCAUCAUCUUCUUCUCUUCCGCCACUCUACAAAGUGCAGCGUUUAACAAUCACAAACGUGGAGGGGAAGGAACAAUCCCCGCUACCGGACAACUGGCUGGAAAGGUUCAUAUCUAUCCACUUUCUUUGUAUCAGCGAGAAUCUGCAGCGAAUGAGAGGAUUUAGGCACUUGACAUCGCUUAGCACAAUGAUAGUUACAAAAUGCAGCAGAGAUGAUUUACCCCAUGAUAAGCAAUGGCAGGGUCUGCAGAGUCUUCGACGGCUAGAGUUACAAGAAGUGGAUAAACUGAAGCAUUUUCCGGAAGGAGUGAAACACCUUACAUCUCUGACAAAGCUAAGCAUCUUGAGUUGUACCGAGUUGACAAGUCUAGGAGAAGGAAUAGGCGAACUCAAAUCCCUAGAGAUCCUUUGGAUUAAGGAUUGCCCCAAGUUAGGUUCCCUUCUUGGAAUAAGCAAACUGGAGUCUUUGAAGGAGUUGAGCAUUACGGAUUGUCGCUUGUUGUUGCCGAGGUGCCAGAGAGAAACCGGGGAUGACUGGCCACAGAUUAAGCAUAUUAGACGUAUCCGAUUGGCAGGUGCUUCUGAAAUCUAUGAAUGAUUAUAUCAAUCACAACACUGUCUUUUGUCUUUCAUUUCAUGAACUAAGCAAAGGGAAUUGGUGUGCUACUGCUAUCUCAUGUUACACUGUUACUUCUAUCGGGGUUUACUUGAUUGAUUCUUAGAAGUUAGGAUUAUAAGCUUAGAUACCCGUUUUUAUAUAUUGCAUGUACGGUUGGAAGUGAGCCGAGUUAAGUAGAAUUAGACUAAAUUCAAAUUCGACUUACAAAAAUUAAGUUUGGUUCAUGGUUUGGCUUAUUAAUAAUCAAGUCUAUUUCGUAA